CAUGGAGUAAACGUUAGCGGAUAGUGAUUAGCGCCGAUUAUUUAAGCAAAAUUAAUUUAAAACGCUAACUACAUUAUUAAAACACAGAAUUCAAGUGAGUUCUGUGGUUGUGUCUUUAGACAGAGCGAGCCCGUUUCGUAAACCUUCGCACCUAGCCAACAGAUUUGAAUUUUUCCUGGACUGUCGUGAACGAUGAGUGGUGGACCAGAUGCUCACAAAGAGUUUAUGGAGCAGCUGCGGAUGCAGGAACUCUACAGCCAGAGAAGUGAGGAUGGCUCCGACCCCUACACCUACACUGACCCAGAGGACGGGACUGUGUAUGACUGGGAUCAUGACAAGAAGGCCUGGUUCCCUAAAAUAACGGAGGACUUCAUUGCAGCCUACCAGGCCAACUAUGGCUUCACUCAGGAGGGAGAUCCAGGUGCUAACAAUGCAGCAGUGAGCAGCACUGACACAGCAGCCCCAGAAACAGACAGCAAGCCUUCAGAAAAGGAGAAAAAAGUAGAUGCCAACCCGAACCCAAAGGAGCCUGAGACCCCAGCUAAAGAAGCCAAGCAGAAAGGGGAGAAGAGGAAAGCAGAGCCAGGAUGGUUCGAUAUUGACGACAACAAAAACACUAACGUCUAUGUGUCAGGCCUGCCCCCUGACAUCAGCCCUGAGGAGUUUACUGAGUUGAUGUCCAAGUGCGGCAUUGUGAUGCGGGACCCAGUGACUGAAGAGUACAAGGUCAAACUCUACAAGGACAAAGAGGGAAAUCUGAAGGGAGAUGGCCUCUGCUGCUAUCUCAAGAAGGAGUCGGUGGCAUUGGCAAUGCGUCUGAUUGAUGAGUCAGAGCUCAGAGGUUACAGACUCCACGUGGAAGCAGCGCGGUUUGAGCUAAAGGGCCAGUAUGACGCCAGCAAGAAGAAGAAGAAGAGCAAAGAUUACAGGAAGAAGAUGCAGCAGCAACAGAAACAGUUGGACUGGAGGCCAGAGAAGCAAGGAGAUGUCAGGAAGAGGCAUGAAAAAGUUGUCAUCAUAAGGAACAUGUUCCAUCCCACUGACUUUGAGGAAGACCCACUGGUGUUGAAUGAGUAUCGUGAGGAUCUGCGGACAGAGUGUGAGAAGUUCGGCGUGGUCAAGAAGGUCAUCCUCUUUGAUAGACACCCGGACGGCGUGGCAUCAGUCGCAUUUAAGGAGCCUGAGGAAGCCGAUGCAUGCAUUCUGUCAUUCAAUGGUCGCUGGUUUGGAGGAAGGCAGCUUUCAGCUCAGCUUUGGGAUGGAACGACAGAUUAUCAGGUGGAAGAGACGACACGCGAGCGGGAGGAGCGGCUGAAGGGUUGGUCUAAAUUCUUGGAUGGAAGCAAUCAAGACCAGCAGAAAAACACUGCAGAGCCAGCAGAGGGCAGCACCACCACAGAACCCACAGAGCCCUCCACAACGAUGGCGCCCCAACAGCAGUCAACAGAAACAGAACCACAGGAACAGGAAGUGGACUCUACAGACAGCAGCCUGGCAGGAAGUGAUGAUGAGGAUGCCUAAACACUUACAUGAACAUCUUUGCUCCCCAUGGCAACCAAUUAGGACAGUCCUACUUGAAGGUGAACUGUGGCAAAGCUCCGUGUUGAGCAGCGAGGAGGAGAUUAGGACAGUUUGAGCUGUUUUGUAAUGUAGAAAAAUAAAAUAAUGAUUUUGUCUACCUUUUUCCAUCAUUUUGGUUUAUAUUGUAAUUAGACCUGGGUUUUGCGGGUUAUUCCUUAAAAAUGCAGCUUUCCCUUAAUUUCAGUGUGUCAGUUCAUUUACAGUAUUGCGCUGAUAAUCCUUAAAAAUAUUAAUGAAUUACAGAAGAUAAUCGAGACAGAAACUGUGAUGGAUUUGAGUUGUAGAAGACUGUUCAGCUCCAGUGCUCAUUCCACUUUAUUAAAUGCCAGCGAUUCACUCUGAGUUGUUCAUUACUUCUUGGAGUAUAUUAGAGUUUUUUAAAAAGCAGAAUUACAUCGAAAACAGCAGCUGAAUAUAUGUUCUUUAUUUUCUGUACUCACACCAGAUCCAGUUCCAUUAUGGCUUUGUGUUUUGCAGCUCAGCAUGUCAUGACAACACUUGUGACAGUAAUGAUACUGUUGCCUAACAAGAGAAGGUGAACAUGGAAAAGGUGACAGAGAAGAGACUGAUGGAGAGAAAAGAGGAGGAGAGAGAAGAAAGAACAAGACAAAGGAAAGGAGGAAUUGAAUAGAGGAAAUAGAAAAUGAGGAAAGAGAAGGAGAGGAGAGAGUUGGCAGGGGUAAACUCUUUCUCCCAUCCUAACUCCCCUCUUCCCUUUCAUUACUCCCCUCCCAACAUCCUUACUCCCCAGACCCCGCCCAAUCCCUCCUCUCCCUCCACCCCCUCAACCAGCCCACCAUACUAACUACCUCCACCCUCUUACUCCAUCAUCCCUCCUCACACCCUUUAUGCACCACCCUCCUCCCUCCAUCAUCCAUCCUUGGUCUCCGUCCUUCACAUCACUGCAUCCCCACAGAACCAAGCUG
Molecule: messenger RNA, 2507 nt
Organism: Chelmon rostratus (copperband butterflyfish)
Lineage: Eukaryota; Metazoa; Chordata; Actinopteri; Chaetodontiformes; Chaetodontidae
Gene: htatsf1
Product: HIV-1 Tat specific factor 1
Exons: 10
Coding region: 193-1521 (442 amino acids)
Biological process (GO): mRNA splicing, via spliceosome
Cellular component (GO): U2 snRNP; U2-type spliceosomal complex
Molecular function (GO): RNA binding
Source: RefSeq, a predicted model, not a curated record